CUAGAACACCAGGACCUGUAACUCUAGAAGCAAUUUUUCCGCUUGCGUCGAACAAAAACGUUUUAUCCAUUGGCUGUCUUCUAAUAUCACAACAAACGUAGUCCAUUGGGUAGCUGUCAGACAGCCUCAGAUCUGAUUGGUUGAAGACGAGGGCGGCCGAGUACAACUACAUUUCACUAACAUCUCUGGUGAACUUUGUAUCAUUUACUACUGUGAGGUGAAGAGAAUGGCAGCCACAAGACAAUUGACUCACACGGUGGCUGUGAUUACCAUCAGCCACCCACCUGUCAAUGCACUAAGUACUGCUCUCAGACAGUCACUGGUGAAGGAAUUUGGAGAGGCCAGCACGGAUCCCUCUGUGGAAGCAAUUGUUCUCGCUGGAGCUCAUGGGAAGUUCAGUGCAGGUGCAGACAUACGAGAAUUUUCGACUCCGGCUCUGAAAUCAAUCCCCUCUUUAGAGGACCUAAAUCGUACAAUUGAAAGCAGUGCAAAGCCUGUAGUUGCUGCCAUUGAAGGCAUAGCUCUGGGAGGGGGCUUGGAAUUGGCCCUGUCAUGUCAUUACCGUGUUGCAAACAUACAGGCAUAUUUGGGUCUUCCUGAAGUCCUUAUUGGCAUUCUCCCUGCAGCUGGUGGAACUCAACGACUGCCACGAUUGAUAGGGGUUCCUGCUGCUCUGGACAUGAUCAUCAGAGGGAGACAUGUUCCAGCCCCUGAAGCACUUCAACUUGGUAUUGUGGAUGAAGUUGUGCAAACUAGCACCAUUGAUGCAGCAGUGCAACUAGCAAGAAAAGUUGUAGGACAGCCACUGGACUCACGCAGAUUAAGCACCAUACCUGUCCGUUCACCUCCCAAUGUCAACGCUUUUUUUGAUACUGCUUUGGAUAAGGCAAGGCGACAGUUUCGGGGAGCCCAAGCACCCCUUGCCUGUGUUGAAGCUGUAAGAGCCUCUGUACAACUACCUUUCCAGAGAGGUAUUGAGAAGGAACACGAACUGUUUGCCUCACUCUGGUCCACAGGCCAACCUCAAGCUCAGCAAUACGCCUUCUUCUCAGAGAGGAAUGUUGGCAAAUGGUCGCUUCCCUCAGGGAGAUGGGACAAUGUGUCGCCCAAAUCCAUCCAUUCAGCAGCAGUGAUAGGACUGGGGACGAUGGGAAGAGGGAUAGUCACUUCCCUGUCAAAGGCAAAUAUUCCUUCUAUUGCUUUGGAGCAAAAUGCACAGCAGCUGGAGCAGGGACGCAAAGCUGUGAAUGUUCUUCUUGACCGUGAAGCCGAAAAGAUGAAGCAGCAAGGCCGAAUAGUUAGUCCUGAAAACAAUCUGGGCUCUGUACGUUUUACUUUGGACUUUAAAGAGCUUAAAGAUGUUGACCUAGUGAUUGAGGCAGUGUAUGAAAACAUGGAACUAAAAAAGGAAAUCUUCAAGAAGUUGUCAUCUUUCUGCAAGCCUGAUGCCUUCUUAUGUACAAACACAUCUGGCCUUAACAUUGAUGAAAUUGCUUCUGUAACCAAUUAUCCUGAUCAAGUUAUUGGUAUGCACUUUUUCUCGCCAGCUAACAUUAUGCGACUUCUAGAAGUAGUCAGAGGACGACACACUUCCCUUACUACCAUAGCUACAGCCAUGAACCUUGGAAAAACAUUGGGCAAAGUAGCUGUGCUGGUUGGCAACUGCCCUCGUUUUGUUGGGAAUAGAAUGCUGGGCCCAUACCUUGAGCAAGCAAGUUAUCUUUUAGAAGAAGGAUGCCUUCCAGAAGAAGUGGACCAAGCUAUUGAAGACUUUGGUUUUGCCAUGGGCCCUUUUCGGAUGAUGGACCUAGCAGGUCUGGAUGUUGGUUGGAGGUCACGAAUGGAGUCAGGUCUCACCGGCCCUAAGGUUCCUGCUGGAGCACCAGCCCGCCAACGCAAUGGCAAUAGGUACAGUCCUCUUGCUGACAUGAUGUGUGAAUUGGGGAGAUUUGGCCAAAAGUCAGGUAAAGGCUGGUACCUGUAUGAAAAACCUGGUGGUAGAAAAUCAAUGCCUGAUCCUUGGAUCAAGAAUUUCCUGGAUGAAUACAGAAGCACUCACCAAAUCAUAAGACAUUCUAUAACGCCAAAUGAAAUUGUAGACAGAUGUUUGUAUGCUCUUGCCAAUGAAGGAUUCAGGAUUUUAGAAGAUGGCAUAGCCUCAGGCCCUGAGGACAUUGAUGUCAUAUACAACAAUGGAUAUGGCUUUCCUAAGCAAAGAGGUGGACCUAUGUAUUAUGCUGCCAUGGUUGGGCUAGCUAGAGUGCUUGAACAUCUGGAAAACUAUUAUAAUGCCAACACCGACAUUCCUAGUAUGAAGCCCACCUUCUUGCUGAAAAAGUUGGCUGCAGUGGGAGGACCUCCAAUCAAAGAAUGGAGAACACAACUUGGUAAUCUCUCUAACAAGCUGUGAUUAUGCAGUAAGGAGACAAAUCUGUUUUAAACACAUAAUAAUAAAAUGGCACGGAGCAACUUUGCUCUAUAAAUCAAUGACACAUCUGUAUGUGUUACAACUAUAAAAUCAAUCCUUAGUAAUUUAUUAUUUUCAAAACAGAGACCAAUCUAUUGUAACAGAUGCUAAUUUAACUGCCAGUCAGAUUACUAAACUGCAAAUUAAUUCAGGUAUGAUUCUUAUAUUAGUCAAGAUGCACUUUUGUGGUCCUUUCAGCAGAAAAAAAAGCAAAAAGAUUAAGCAUCUGUUAUAAAAUACAUCAUUUAACCUAGUACCAGCAUUUUUAGAACAGCCAUUUGGGUCCACUUUGUCAGUUUUGUUGAAUGUGUGGAGCUUUGACACUUAGGACCAAGCAUUUAAAUAAAUCGUAUUUAGUGCUUUACAAAUUAUAGUUAUAAAAAUCUGAAGUUCUUCUUGAUCCAGUCCCUUUAAGGAAACAAAUUUUAAAUGUAAUGUAAACCCCAUAUUUGCAAGCCUCAACUUUAGAGCAUGUUUUUCACAGUGUUCUUCCAUUCUACAUUCUCAGUUCUCAAGUUCAUUGUCAUAUAUCCUUGCAUUACAAAAAGGAAUAGGUUUUCCACAACCUAAAAAAAACUUACAGUAUUUAUCCUCUUUUGUAAGGCUGGCCCUUUCACAGAGAGAUUUCUGCAGAAGAGGAAUUAAUAAAAUGUGAAUUUUCUUCAUGCUUCCUUUUUCAACUUGUACCUUUCUUACUGCGCCUGUGAUCUUGCCAACGUCAACAUUUCUCCAAAUGAUGAAUACAAGGAGAAAGAAAAUCUGCACUUAUUGUUCUAAAAUGCUUGCUGCUCGACUGAUUGCACUUUUUGUACAGAAACAGAGUUUUAGGUACAUGAAAAAAUCUGAUUGUCAUUCUGAUGCUGACCUGCUUAUUUUCUAAUUAAAGGCACUUGAUUUUUCAUAAAGCA
This is a messenger RNA of Bombina bombina (fire-bellied toad), 3375 nucleotides long. RefSeq names its product enoyl-CoA hydratase and 3-hydroxyacyl CoA dehydrogenase (gene EHHADH). The transcript is spliced from 8 exons. NCBI's taxonomy places the organism in Eukaryota, Metazoa, Chordata, Amphibia, Anura, Bombinatoridae. The coding region runs from base 227 to 2410 and encodes 727 amino acids. Gene Ontology annotation, cellular component: peroxisome. Gene Ontology annotation, molecular function: NAD+ binding; (3S)-3-hydroxyacyl-CoA dehydrogenase (NAD+) activity. Gene Ontology annotation, biological process: fatty acid beta-oxidation. The record is from RefSeq and is a predicted model, not a curated record.